GUCACGUCGUCCAUUUUCACUUACCCGCACAUGGUGCCGCACCGGCAGAGUACCGUCAGUCUCCUAGUUUUUAUUUACUUUAACUUCACGGUCUCAAGGAACUUCGUCUGACUAAGCUGUUAAAUGCAAGAUACGGUGGAUAUGGUGGACGACCCCGAGUAUGAAGAAGAGGAGCCCUCCUUUAGCGACCCGGAGGACUUCGAGGAUGACGUCGAAGAUGAGGAACUCCUGGAUGACAUCCUGAGGGAGAAACCACAGGAGGCUGACGGCAUCGACUCAGUGGUGGUGGUCGACAAUGUCCCUCAGGUUGGCCCUGAACGUUUGGAAAAGCUCAAGAACGUCAUCCACAAGAUUUUCUCCAAGUUUGGCAAGAUCACCACUGAGUUUUACCCGGAGACCGAUGGCACAACCAAAGGGUACAUCUUCUUGGAGUAUGCUUCUCCCACCCAGGCUCUCGAGGCAGUGAAAAACGCAGAUGGCUACAAACUGGACAAACAGCAUACGUUUCGGGUCAACCUUUUCACCGACUUUGACAAGUACAUGAACAUCAGUGAUGAGUGGGAAACUCCAGAGAAGCAGCCUUUCAAAGACUUUGGCAACAUGCGCCAUUGGAUUGAGGACGCAGACUGUCGGGACCAGUACAGUGUGAUUUAUGAAGCUGGUGAAAGGACUGCCAUAUUCUCCAAUGAUGCCAAGGAUCCAGUCAUUGCCGAAGAGAGAGCCCGCUGGACUGAGACUUAUGUCCGGUGGUCUCCCAAAGGCACCUACCUGGCUACGUUCCACCAACGGGGCAUUGCAUUAUGGGGCGGAGAGAAGUUCAAGCAGAUUCAAAGGUUCAGCCAUCAGGGGGUGUCUCUCAUCGACUUCUCACCUUGUGAAAGGUAUGUCGUGACCUUCAGCCCACUGAUGGACACCAAAGAAGACCCACAGGCCAUCAUCAUCUGGGACAUUCUUACCGGACAGAAGAAGAGAGGUUUCCACUGUGAGAGCGCCGCACACUGGCCCAUAUUUAAAUGGAGCCAUGAUGGCAAGUUUUUUGCCCGGAUGACCCCAGACACACUGAGCAUCUAUGAGACUCCUUCUAUGGGCCUGCUUGACAAAAAGAGUCUUAAGAUCAGCGGAAUCAAGGACUUCUCAUGGUCUCCAGGCGACAACAUCAUUGCGUUCUGGGUACCUGAGGAUAAAAACAUCCCAGCCAGAGUGACUCUCAUGCAGAUGCCCUCUCGUCAAGAGAUCCGCGUUCGCAAUCUCUUCAAUGUGGUGGACUGCAAGCUGCACUGGCAGAGGAAUGGAGAUUAUCUCUGUGUAAAAGUAGACAGGACUCCUAAAGGAACUCAGGGUGUGGUUACUAACUUUGAAAUCUUUCGCAUGAGAGAGAAACAGGUUCCUGUUGAUGUGGUGGAGAUGAAAGAGAGCAUCAUAGCAUUUGCAUGGGAGCCCAAUGGCAGCACAUUUGCAGUUCUCCACGGAGAAUCACCCAGAAUCAACGCUUCCUUCUACCAUGUCAAAAACAACGGCAAGAUCGACCUCAUAAAGAUGUUUGACAAGCAACAGGCCAACAGCAUCUUCUGGAGCCCUCAGGGACAGUUCAUGGUUCUGGCUGGACUCAGGAGUAUGAACGGAGCGCUUGCCUUUGUCGACACAUCAGACUGCACCAUGAUGAACAUAGCCGAGCACUACAUGGCCUCUGACGUGGAAUGGGACCCAACCGGACGCUACGUUGUUACCUCCGUCUCCUGGUGGAGCCACAAGGUGGACAAUGCCUACUGGCUGUGGACAUUCCAGGGUCGUCUUCUUCAGAAGAACAACAAGGACCGCUUCUGUCAGCUGCUGUGGAGACCCAGACCACCAACUUUGCUCAGUGGAGACCAAAUCAAGAUGAUCAAGAAGGAUCUGAAGAAAUACUCCAAGAUCUUUGAGCAAAAGGAUCGUCUGAGCCAGUCCAAGGCUUCAAAGGAGCUGGUGGACAAGCGCAGGGCCAUGAUGGAAGACUACCAUCGCUAUAGGGAGCAGGCCCUGCAGCUCUAUCAGGAACAGAAGGACAUCCGCCUGGAACUCAGAGGAGGGGUGGACACUGAUGAGCUGGACAGCAACGUGGAUGACUGGGAGGAGGAGACCAUUGAAUUUUUUAUCAACGAAGAAAUCAUUCCCAUCGGAGAUCUGUAGUCCCCAACACAGUCCAUCUGUUUUUGUGUGGAAGAAGGAGAAAAGAAGCAUCAUUGAUUGGAGAAGGACAACGACCACACAGUGAAUUUUGGGGUUCAGUAACAAGCCUCAAUAUUCACUCUUAGUGACAUCAUCAGAACACGCCUUGCAGAUCAACAGCCAUAUCAAGGGACUCCAGAUCUCAUCAGCCACCCAAUUUUUCUUCCUCUUGUGGAACUUCAUAUUUACUAAUACUGUGUUUCCUGUUGUUCUCUCAAAAAAUUGGAGUACCGGAGCAACUUGCGGUUCCGGCAACUUCCGGGAGUCAUUCCUAACCUGGCCUCAUCAUGCUAGCGUGUUUUCGCCAUGCAGCGCAGAGUGCCAUAGCAGUGGGCGGUGGUGGUGCCGUGACUAAACAUGUAGCCUUGUUAGUGAAUGUGCUGAUGUGGCGCUAUAGUGGCCUGUAUCCUCCUCCUUUCAGACUAGGCUUUCACACAUGGAGGGGAUGUGCAGUGGGAAUAACUAAUAAACAGUCAAAUGUGA
This is a messenger RNA of Dunckerocampus dactyliophorus (ringed pipefish), 2688 nucleotides long. It is a transcript of the gene eif3ba, whose product is annotated as eukaryotic translation initiation factor 3, subunit Ba. The record is from RefSeq and is a predicted model, not a curated record. The coding region runs from base 124 to 2166 and encodes 680 amino acids. Gene Ontology annotation, biological process: translational initiation. Gene Ontology annotation, molecular function: RNA binding; translation initiation factor binding; translation initiation factor activity. The transcript has 19 exons. Lineage: Eukaryota; Metazoa; Chordata; Actinopteri; Syngnathiformes; Syngnathidae. Gene Ontology annotation, cellular component: eukaryotic translation initiation factor 3 complex.